Messenger RNA from Trichophyton rubrum CBS 118892, 1771 nucleotides. RefSeq lists its product as uncharacterized. The transcript has 3 exons. The record is from RefSeq and is a predicted model, not a curated record. Gene Ontology annotation, cellular component: mitochondrion. Bases 199 to 1203 code for a protein of 334 amino acids. NCBI's taxonomy places the organism in Eukaryota, Fungi, Ascomycota, Eurotiomycetes, Onygenales, Arthrodermataceae. Gene Ontology annotation, biological process: mitochondrial fission.
UGCUUUUGCCUGGCCGGGCGGGCUUCUUCUAGAUGCGCUGGAAAGCUCCGUGUUUGCGAACGAACCUCCUUCGUGUUGACGGCCUGAUCGAAGUCCUUUUCUCUCGCGAUACACCCGCAGUGUUCUGAGAGUGAGAAGCGAAAACUAGUUUUACACUAUUAAUAGCUAUCUUAUCUACAGCUCCAAAUAGCUCGAGCUAUGGCCAAGGACGAGCAUGUUGCCGUGGCGGGCGACUCUAAGCCGGCGGUGCCUCGCACCCGCAAACUGACCCCUGAGCUGCAGAAGCUCGUCGACCGCGAGGAGGAAAUACUGGACCAGCUUUACGAGGGCAACUCGGUAGAUACUGUUGAUACCGGAUAUCGAUACUCGGCCUACGCAGCUCGAAUUCGGACGCUGCUUCUUUCUGCACACCGUUAUGUCGCAUAUACAUCGGACAUUGGAGAGUCUUUCCGGCCGGUGGCACAUCCAUGGAUGGUCAAGGGCGCCUACGGUGUCUCCUGGGCAUACAUCUUCGGGGAUGUCGCUAACGAAGGAUACAAGGCAUACCUACGAAACCAGGAGAUACUCGCUCCGAAAAGCGAUGCUUUCCGGAAGGCUACUGAGGCCAUUGCUGUCGGAGACGUUGAUUUGAAAAGCAGUGCUGACCGCAAGGCAUUGGAGGAGCACUUUAUGAACAAAGCUGCACUUAAGGACGUCGAAGAGACGUUAACCUCAACAGCAUGUCCCAAGCACCCAAUGCCGUGGAAAGAUCCCGAAGAAGACACUCUAAUUCCAUGGCCUACUAAAAAGAUCCCUCUGAGCGAGGAUUACCGCUCCGUCAUGGCUGAGAGGGCCGUGUUCCAGUCACUUGCCAGUAUGGGCUUACCUGCAUUCACAAUUCACUCUAUUGUCAAGUACUCUGGACGGGCAAUGAAGAACAUGAAGAGCGUGUUUCUCAGAACUUGGGCACCAAUUGGGCUUGGACUUUCCGUUGUCCCAGCCCUACCUUAUCUGUUCGACAAACCCGUUGAAGAAGCGGUCCAAUGGGCAUUCCAUAACGCCUUCCUCAUGUUCGGUGGACCUAAUGCAGUUCCUCAGGAAACUCUACCUCAAGGAGCAUUCUCGGAGGCCUUCCGUGCAGCGCAGGCUGUGAAAAAACAGCGGCAAGAAGAGAGAGAACGUCGAAGAGAAGAACGACGACUUCGACGGGAGAAGUCUGAAUAAAAGCUUAAGCAACAUACACACCAUCCUUGACCUACUUAUAGCUUUAGCCUCCGUUAUACCCACAGUCCCCUUUAGCCUGUCGUACGCCAAGUUCUGAUCAAGCAUUGUUACCCGCCAGUGGCUCCAUCUAUAUACAGGGCAUAUUAACCAUCUUUUCUUAUUUUAUCCACACUCCUCUUUGUCUGAAAUAAUGUCCGUCUUGUGUAUCCACUACUUACACACCUGCAUUCCGCAUUGUAUAACAAAAAGCGCAAAAUGAUUGAUGUAACGUAGCUAAUCCAGGCAUUUCCCUUGCUUUGAUCGAAUCCUUCCCGCAAGUAUUAACCAAGGAACCAAUGUACAUACUCCCAUAAGAUGGUAUAUACAAUUCAACAUGCUGUAUUCACGAAGUGUAUAAAUUAUAAACAAGAAGGUCUAGAACUUUUAGUCUUUAGACCCCAUGGAUAACAGAACAGAAACCUAGGUGGGCGUCUUGAAUCUCCUGUACAUAACGCCGUGAGUCUAUCAAUUCGCUCAUAAGUUCCCAAGUAAAAAAAACCAAGUCUAUUUAACCAAGCCAGAAAGUCAA